This is a messenger RNA of Durio zibethinus, 989 nucleotides long. RefSeq lists its product as uncharacterized. The record is from RefSeq and is a predicted model, not a curated record. Lineage: Eukaryota; Viridiplantae; Streptophyta; Magnoliopsida; Malvales; Malvaceae.
UAAUAAUAAAUUAAGACAAGAUGAGAAAAAUAAAAUCUCCUUUUCCGUAAUUUUCCGCCAUAAUUAUUUAUCAAAUAGAAGUCAAUUUUUCGCUCCCUUAUCCAACGGAGGAGACGAUUUUCUUCUUUUCUUUCGCUUAACAAAAUGAAUAUAUCAAUCCAAAUCUUCACUCCUUAUUUCUAGUUCUUCAAAGGAAUUUUGGCUGUUGAGUAUACACUGACGAGUUUUUCGCUGCAGACGCAUCAGCUCCUGCACACAUGGAUCAAAGUGCUGCUGUCGAGGAGGCUGGGAAUUUGAGAAACAGCCUUGAGGUUGCAAAAGCACUUUCCGAUAAACAUCUUGAUCUUUUGAGGCCAUCUGCUCGAUACUUUUCAGUAUUUAAAGGGCAAGCACCAGAUGCAGCAGCAAAAGGCAAAUACGCACUUAUCAAAGAUGAGGAGGACUUCCAAACAGGGAUUUUUGACAAACCUCUUCCAUGCUUUGGCUGUGGGAUAGGAUGGUUCUCCUUCCUGUUAGGAUUUGUGUGUCCAUUGAUGUGGUACUAUGCUACAUUUCUAUAUUUUGGAAAUCACUACCGUAAAGAUCCUAGAGAGAGAGCAGGCCUUGCUGCUUCUGCAAUUGCUGCAAUGGCAUCCUCUGUUGUACUGCUGAUCAUAAUAGUUUUUCUUUUAUUUUCAACCUAAUCACUUGGAAUCGAAGUCUGCUCCGAACACCUUUAUACAUGUUGAGUUCAAACGAAUUGCAUGCAAAUCAAAUAUUGAAUGCUUGGGCCACAAUGGACAUGCAAUAAGCAAUAUGAGAAACUGAGCCAACCUUGUCCCAUCUGCUGAGCAUUCUUGUAAAGACAACAGAUCCUCUGAGAAUCGUAUCGUUUAUAGGAAUUCAUACAAGAAAUUACAGUUUGCCUUUGAUAGAACCAUGGAAUUUGAGGCAAUGUUUAUUUGUAAGUAAUUUGAUGAGUUCAUUAAUGGAAUAAUUUGUUUCACUGU